UUUCGUGCAAUUCUUGUGCGGUUGAUUUUGUGGUCGCAAGUCGAUGAAUUUGGCUGUGCAUUGGUCGGACUCAGCGUGUCCUUUUCAGUGUAGGGUAUGGCCAUCCGCCUCUCAUGCUAACACCUAACAAAAUCGUCGGCCGGCAGGCGGCUACGUGUGCUGGGCCACCACAAUAACGUAAUAAACUUCCAGGUACGCUAUUCGUACGCACUCGGCGCAUGCUAGUUUCGCCGCUCAUCCUUACCUCUAUUUAAUUGCGAAUCUUAUCAAUUAUUGGUACAUUAGUAACUUGCAACAGCAGUACUUCGUAGUUUUGGUGCUGCUUCUGCAAAGGUGCAAAGUUUAAUGGGGCAAAAUGUUGUUGAAGUCGGAGUUCCAAAGUUUCAAUUGCUUCCUGCUUGUGAGGAUGACCAUGAGGGAGUCAUAGUGGAUAUGAAGGAGCCUAUGGACCCCAAUGUUUUUCAGGCAAUGCUUAAAGCUUCUCUUUCCCAGUGGAAGCUAGAGGGAAAGAAGGGUGCUUGGAUCAAACUACCAAUUGGACUUGCUAAUCUUGUUGAAAUUGCAGUCAAGGAAGGAUUUUGGUAUCAUCAUGCAGAGCCUCAGUACUUGAUGCUUGCAUAUUGGAUUCCUGAUACUUUGAGCGCUAUCCCUGCAAAUGCUACACACCAAGUCCGAAUUGGUGCUAUUGUCAUGAAUGAUAAAAGAGAGUUGUUAGUUGUACGGGAAAAGAUUGGCAGAUAUUGGGGAACAGGUAUUUGGAAGAUCCCUACUGGUAUUCUUGAAGAGGGAGAGGAUAUAUUCACAGGUGCGACAAGAGAAGUAAAAGAAGAAACAGGAAUCAAUACGGAAUUUGUUGAUGUGAUAGCAUUCAGGCAGAAGCACAGGUACUUCUUCGGCAAGUCAGACUUGAUCUUUUUGUGCAUGCUGCAACCAUUAUCCUUUGACAUCCAUAAGCAAGACUCGGAAAUCGAGGAAGCCCAGUGGAUGCCUUUGGAGGAAUAUGCGGAUCAACCUGUUGUCGAAAAUCACUGUAUUUUCAAGCAUAUUAAGGAUAUAUGUUUAGCAAAGAUCGAGAGGGGAAAUGCCGGAUGGACUCCAUUGCCCAUAACUUCCUUAUUCAAUGAUCAGAUAAGCUACCUUUACAUGGAGGAGGAUCUGAAGCCAUAGAUUUUUAUUUUAUUAUUGAAGUAGUUGGCUCAAACAAGACAUGAAAAAUGAUUGCUAGGUUGUUUAGCCUUUGUUUGUCAAUCAUUCUAUCACAUUAUUUUUUCUACAGUACUCAUUUUCAACCA
This is a messenger RNA of Olea europaea var. sylvestris, 1292 nucleotides long. Its product is annotated as nudix hydrolase 10-like. The transcript is spliced from 9 exons. The record is from RefSeq and is a predicted model, not a curated record. NCBI's taxonomy places the organism in Eukaryota, Viridiplantae, Streptophyta, Magnoliopsida, Lamiales, Oleaceae. Gene Ontology annotation, molecular function: NAD binding; ADP-ribose diphosphatase activity; NADH pyrophosphatase activity. The coding region runs from base 346 to 1167 and encodes 273 amino acids.